AUGUCUGUUUUCCAUGAUGAAAUCGAAAUUGAAGACUUCGAGUAUGAUGAAGAUGCCGAGAUGUAUGUGUAUCCGUGCCCCUGUGGCGAUCGAUUCGAAAUAUCUAAAGCGAUGCUGGAGGCUGGAGAGGAUGUUGCCACAUGUCCCAGUUGCUCGCUUAUUGUUCGAGUAAUCUAUGAUCCCGAUAUUUUCAUUAAUCUUGAGACACUACCAACAGCAAAAACUGCGCACCCAGCCAAAGUGAGCAACGCAUAA
This is a messenger RNA of Gongylonema pulchrum, 255 nucleotides long. The record is from the annotation of a GenBank genome assembly. Lineage: Eukaryota; Metazoa; Nematoda; Chromadorea; Rhabditida; Gongylonematidae.